Messenger RNA from Coniophora puteana RWD-64-598 SS2, 2373 nucleotides. RefSeq lists its product as uncharacterized. Lineage: Eukaryota; Fungi; Basidiomycota; Agaricomycetes; Boletales; Coniophoraceae. The record is from RefSeq and is a predicted model, not a curated record. Bases 1 to 2373 code for a protein of 790 amino acids. The transcript has 5 exons.
AUGUACAAGUCCCUUCCCCUGCUGGCCCUCGGGCUAGCUGCAUCCACCGAUUAUGUUCAUGCCCAAAAGGCCGGUUCUAUCGUCGAGGUCGGCAGCACCCUCGUUAGCGCCAUGAUGAUGUUCCUCGGUAACAACGAGAAAGUCUACAUUCUUGACAAGACGGAGGGUAACAAUGCCACCAUCGAUGGCCACCCAGCAUGGGGUUCCGUCUGGGAUAUCAAUUCACACCAGGCCGAAGUGAUGGAGGUCCUCACCAACACCUUCUGCGCAUCCGGCAUGCAUCUUCCCAACGGCUCGUUUGCCACCUUUGGCGGUAACGGUGCCAUCGGCCCCGGCGGCAAUAUUGGCAGCGUCAAGAACUCUGCCGGCUCGGGCGCUUACGACGCGACUUACGAGGACUACGACGGCACCAAGUCUAUUCGUAUCCUCAACCCUUGCUCGAGCAGCCAGGACAUGUCCAGCGCCGAGUGCCAGUGGUUCGACAACGCCACCGUCCUCUCAAUGCAGAAGCAGCGAUGGUAUUCGGCAGCUGAGGCCCUUGGUGACGGUACUAUCGCCCUCAUUGGUGGCUUCGUCAACGGUGGUUACAUCAACCGCAAUACUCCCAACACCGACCCCGAGUACGAAGGCGGUGCUGCCGAGCCCACCUACGAGUUCUAUCCCACGCGUGGCCCUGCUACUGUCAUGCAGUUCAUGAUCCAGACAUCUGGUCUCAACUCGUAUGCGCACACCUACCUCAUGCCCUCAGGAAAGAUGCUUGUUCAGGCUAACGUCUCGACGAUGCUCUGGGAUCCCGAUACCAACGAAGAGACCGCUCUCCCCAACAUGCCUGGUAAUGUUGCUCGUGUCUACCCCGCUUCUGGUGCUGUUGCUAUGCUUCCCCUGACCCCGGCCAACAACUACACCCCUACCGUCCUGUUCUGCGGUGGUACCGAUAUGCCCGACCAGUACUGGGGCAACUACUCGUUCCCUAAUUACAACACUUGGAAUUACCCAGCAUCCACCGACUGCCAACGUAUCACUCCCGAGCCUCAGGAUGGCUCUACUCCCGCGUACGAGCAGGACGAUGACCUGCUGGAGGGCCGUACCAUGGGUCAGUUCAUCGCACUCCCUGACGGUACUAUGUUGGUUGUCAACGGUGGCCGCAACGGUACGGCUGGUUACGCCCAGGCUACGGGGCAGACACCCAACUUCGGUGAUAUGGCUUACGGAGAAUCUCUUGCUGCUGGCCCUGUCGGCACCCCUGCGAUCUACAACCCUAACAUGCCCAAGGGUCAGCGUUGGUCGAACGCCGGCCUCGGCAACAGUAACAUUGCUCGCCUCUACCAUUCGUCUGCUAUCCUCCUCCCCGACGCUUCUGUCAUGAUCGCUGGCUCGAACCCCAACAUUGACGUCAACUGGACCACAAUCUACCCGACCACUUACACCGCGGAGGUCUUCUACCCUCCUUACUUCUCUGCCUCCGUCCGCCCUCAGCCAUCUGGCAUGCCUCAGACAUUGUCGUAUGGUGGUAACAUGUUCAACCUUACUGUUCCCUCCAGUUCGUACACCGGCUCCGCCAACGCCGCUGCUGCUAACACUAGUGUGGUCCUCGUACGUGGCGGCUUCACGACCCACGCGAUGAACAUGGGUCAGCGCCACAUGGAGCUACGCACGUCGUACACGGUCAAUGACGACGGGUCGUACGUGAUGCACGUCGCGCAGCCGCACCCGAACCCGAACAUCUUCCAACCCGGACCGGCGCUCCUGUUCGUCAACAUCAACGGCAUCCCCUCGAACGGGUCGUACGUCAUCCUCGGCUCGGGCAAGGUCGAGACGCAGGCAACGAGUGACGAGUCGACGCUGCCCUCGGCACAAAACUCGUCUUCGAACGCCCAGGGCUCCGGCUCGGGCAGCAACUCGGGCGGCGCUGCGUCGUCGCAUACCGGCACGAUCGUCGGCGCUGUUAUCGGCAGUGUCGCUGCCGUUGCUCUCCUCGGUGCGCUAUUUGGUGUCUGUGUUGCCCGGCGAAGGCGUGCGGCGGCGGGUCGGCAGGCCCCCUUGUCGCGCGGAAGUGCGGGUGGUGGGCCUGUGGGCCCGACGGGCACGCGCUCGGGUUCUGAGGGGGUCUAUAAUGCAUACAACGACAAGGCGUGGGGCGGCGGGAGCACGGCGAGUCUGCAGGCGCCGCUGGCGGGAGGGUAUCGCGACGAGCACGAGAUGAGAACGCCGCGCGGGAGCUUCGAUCCGGCGGGCCUCGGUCAGCGGCCGAGCGAUGUCGGGAGCUAUGCUUACGGCGGCGCUCGCGCGGGUGCUACGCCUACACCUGGCAGCAGUGGUGCGGGCGACGACUGGGAGCGGUAUAUGGCUAGUAAUGGCGGGCGGUUAUCAUAA